ACAGCCACCAAAGCAAAAACUGUCUUCAGUUCAGUAUCUCCACGUCUAGUCGGCGGUCUAGGAAACUGUUUCACGAAUUGAAUUUUUUUGUUAAGCAGUGACUGUACAAACUUUUUCCCGUGAUGAGACUACCGCUUAUUAAUAAUCGACUUUAUCGUCAAGGAUCGUUUGUUGCUACUGUUGUCUUCGUAGCGUUUGCUUUCAUUUUUGUCAUCCAACACAGGACCAAUACGCAGUCAUUUGGACCAAUUUCUGAGUCCAUUCGCGAUUCCGGUAAUCUAGCCAUUGCGAUUCCACCUAUUUUUUAUCAAAUGAUAGAGCAUUCAUUGUUUCAAAUAGAAUACAACCUGUUGGAUCUAGACGAAACAGAUCCGAGAUUCGCUGCCUUGGCUGCAGAGAAAUGCACCAUAGAACGGAUGAACGCGGAUCGUUUGCAACAAGAUCAUCCCUGCGUCAUUGAAACGAUCAGAAAACGUUACCUGCAUCCACCGGCGGAUGUCGACGUGCCUUACAAUUUAGCGGCACCUCACAAAGCAGAUCCGUCAGUUGGGCAAGCGGCUAGCAUACUGAAUUACCUGGGCAAUCAAACAAAAGGAUUUUUUAUCGAAUGCGGAGCUUUGGACGGUGAACAUUUAAGCAAUACGCUUUACAUGGAACGAACGAUGCAAUGGGGUGGAGUACUCAUCGAAGCUGAUCAGACAUCGUUUGGUAAAUUGUUAUCCCGUCGACGCAAAUCUUACGCGCUUCCCGUCUGCCUCAGUUUGCAGCCGUACCCGACGCAAGUCACGUUCAAAGUGGCCUAUGCCAUUGGGUCCGUUCAGGAGUCUUUAGAUCCAAAUCAGCCGGCGAAAGCAAAUUCUGAUGGACAAGCAUCAAAAGAAAAUAUGCUCACUCUUCAAUGUUUCCCUAUCUAUUCGAUACUAUUGGCCAUUGGCCAAACUCAAGUCGAUUUUUUCAGCCUUGACGUCGAAGGUCAUGAACUCAAAAUCCUUAAAACCGUUCCGUGGCACAAGGUCGAUAUCAAGACGUUGGCAGUAGAGUGGGACCACGUAGGCGAAAAACCUCUAAUCGAUUUCAUGGGUCCACAAGGAUACUACGUAUUUGGCCGGAAUAAAAUCAACGUCGGCAACGACCUCUUCUUUGCCAAAAAUGUUUCCUUCCAUGUACUCCGUGACGUCUAAUCCAGUCACUGAAACAACUUUUUUCUAAUGGCAUUAUUCCGUUUAUUUGUUAUUAUUAUUUUCAAAAUUGUGGUUACCUGUUUAUAAAAUACAACUGCAGAAAUGGA
Messenger RNA from Daphnia magna, 1288 nucleotides. RefSeq lists its product as uncharacterized. The coding region runs from base 123 to 1181 and encodes 352 amino acids. The record is from RefSeq and is a predicted model, not a curated record. The transcript is spliced from 4 exons. Lineage: Eukaryota; Metazoa; Arthropoda; Branchiopoda; Diplostraca; Daphniidae.